Molecule: messenger RNA, 1434 nt
Organism: Cryptomeria japonica (Japanese cedar)
Lineage: Eukaryota; Viridiplantae; Streptophyta; Pinopsida; Cupressales; Cupressaceae
Product: flavonol synthase 1-like
Exons: 3
Coding region: 110-1186 (358 amino acids)
Source: RefSeq, a predicted model, not a curated record
CCGUUCGUAACUCAAGACUUAAGUGGAGUGAUAUCCCCACUGUUCGUACCUCACGUGUUAUCUUCUGGUUAUCCCUAUUUUAAUGUCAUUCUCUCUGAACUUGUGAGCAAUGAAUGCAUCAAUAAUGGAUAAGCUGGGUAGCUUACCAAAAGUUCAGACGUUAUCAGAGAGUGGGAUCGAAACGGUUCCCCUGCAAUAUGUGAGAGCUGAUCUUGAGGCCUCCAAGCCACAUGACACGCAGGUUCCUGUCAUUGAUUUGCACGCCUUGGGAGACCAAGAUCUUCAACAAGAGACCAUUGCAGCAUUCUCAAACGCUGCACAAAACUGGGGAUUCUUUCAGAUCGUCAAUCAUGGAAUCCCAAACUCUCUUAUUUCUCGCAUGCAAGCCAUGGGCAAAGCCUUUUUCGAUCUGCCGCUUGAAGAAAAGGAGCUGUAUAAAAAUGAACUUGCUGGGAGCCCUAUUGGCUAUGGAAGCAAGCUAGGAUACUCCCCAGAUGCUAAAUUGGACUGGGGAGAUUAUUAUUACAACGUUACCUUGCCUCCACACAGGAGAAACAUGUCUAAAUGGCCCAAACAGCCUUCUGAUUUCACGGAGAUUAUGGAUGAAUAUUCGAGAGAGAUAUACAAAUUGUGGGAAGUGCUGAUGCAGGCGUUCUCCAGAGGGUUGGGAUUAAAGGAUGAAAAUUCAUUUAACGAGGCAGUGGGUGGAGACACGAAAGAAACCCACAUCAGGAUUAACUAUUAUCCACCGUGUCCUCAGCCAGAGUUGGUACUUGGAAUCUCUCCUCACUCUGAUCCCAAUGUUCUCACAUUUCUUCUCCAUGAUGAAACCCCAGGCCUCCAAAUUCGCAAGGAUGGGAAUUGGGUUGAUGUUCAAAGUGUCCCAGGCGCUCUCAUCGUUAACAUUGCUGAUGCACUGGAGAUAGUAAGCAAUGGAAGAUACAGGAGUAUUGAGCACAGGACUUUAGUCCACAAGGAAAAAGCAAGGAUGUCUUGGGCCCUGAUUUGUUGUCCACAGGAUGAAGUGAUUCUUUCGCCACUUCCAGCAUUGAUCGAUGAAGAUCAUCCUGCUGUGUACCAAGGUUUGUCUUGGAAAGAGUAUCUGCAGAAGUUUUUCAUCAAAGGGCUUGAUGGAAAGGGCCACGUUCAUCAGCUACAGCAGUCCUCAAUAAUGCGGCCACUGUAAGCUCGACUGUUGUUCCCCGUGGCUGUAAACAUGUAGAAAAGAAUGUAAGACUUAAGUAAAUAAGAGUAGGCUGCAGAAUCAUGGUGAAAAGCCUAUGGGAGUGUGAAAAGCUCUUUUUUAAUAUGUGAUGUUUUGUAAGGUUGCGGAUUCAUAGUUAGCCGUUCUUGUCAACAGCCUAAUACUUAAAGCACUUUAAACUUUAUUUUAUAUUAUUUAUCACAUCUAUAGAUGUACCUAUUUUGCUUCUA